UUCCCCGCCCCUCCUGCCCGCCUUUGAAGAAAGUGAAAGUAAAAGGGGGAAGUGGAGGCUUCAGGGCUGAAGAGAUCGCAGCGCCAUGAAGCUCCUGUCCCUGGUCCUCACUGUGGCUUUGGGCCUGGAGACUGCCGUCUUGGCAGGACCAACGGUACUGGAGUGCUGGUUUGUGGAGGAUGCGAAAGGCGGCGGCCUGACCAAGAGACCCGCCGCACUGCUGCUGCGCCAGGGCCCGGAGGGACCACCUCCCCGGCCGGACCUCGACCCCACGCUCUACCUCAGUGUGCAUGACCCUGCGGGAGCCCUCCAGGCAGCCUUUAGGCAGUACCCCCGAGGCGCCCCCGCGCCACACUGCGAGAUGAGCAGCUACGUCCCGCUCCCCGCCUCCGCGAAUUGGGCCAGAGGCCUGACCCCGGAGCACAGCUGCCCGCGGGCCCUGGACGGGACUUGGUUCAUGGUCAGCAUGUCCAGCCAGGUCCUCAGCCUCUCCAGCCUCCUGCAGCCACAGCCGGAGUCUCAGCAGGAGCCUGUUCUCAUCACCAAGGCAACAGUGGUUCUGACUGUCCUCACCCACACCCCUGCCCCUCGAAUUCGACUGGGCCAGGGUGCCAUGCUGGACUUGAGCUUUGCCUAUAUGCCCCCUACCCCUGAGGCUGCUACAUCCCUGGCCCUGGGUCCUCCUCCCUUUGGACUGGAGUGGCGACGCCAGCACCUGGGUAAAGGGCACUUGCUCCUGGCUGCAACCCCUGGGCUGGGUGGGCAGAUGCCAGCAGCCCAAGAGGGGGCAGUGACAUUUGCUGCAUGGGAUGAUGAUGAGCCGUGGGGCCCAUGGACUGGGAAUGGGACCCUCCAGCUGCCUACAGUGCGACCCUUCCAGGAGGGCACUUAUCUGGCCACCAUCCACCUGCCAUACCUGCAAGUACAGGUCACCCUGGAGCUUGCCGUGUACAAGCCCCCUAAAGUGUCCCUGACGCCAGCACCCCUGGUAUGGGCUGCCCCGGGGGAGGCGCCCCCAGAAUUGCUCUGCCUCGCAUCCCACUUCUACCCCUCCGAGGGCCUGGAGGUGGAGUGGGAGCUCCGCGGUGGCCCAGAGGGUAGCUUACAGAAGGCCGAGGGACAGAGUUGGCUCUCCACCCUGCGCCACCACUCUGAUGGCUCUGUCAGCCUCUCCGGGCACCUACAGCUGCCUCCUGCCACCGUUGAGCAGCACGGGACCCGCUAUGCCUGUCGCAUCCACCACCCUAGCCUGCCUGCCGCAGGGCGUAGCACCGAGGUCACCCUGAAGGUGGCAGGCCUCUCCAGGCCCUCCCUAGAGGAUGGUGUGGGCCUCUUCCUCUCAGCCUUUCUCCUCCUCGGCCUCAUCAAGGCGCUAAGCUGGGUUGCUGCCUACCUGCCCACUUCCAAGGAUUCAAAGGAAAAGAAAGUACAGUGAGGGCUUUCUUAUCACCAGCACCCUGCCGAAGCACCAUCAUCUCUGGCCUGAGCUGUGGCAGUAGCUCCCCCAAAUUGUGUCCCUGUCAUCUGCUCCUACUCCCUCCAAAUCCAUUCUCCACUGAGUGACUUGAAUGCUUUUUUAAGGUACAAAUCUUAGUACAUUCACAUUCUUAGAACUCUAGUGCAGUGGCUGUCAAACUUUUUGGCCUUGGGACCUCUUAAAAAUUAAUCGAGGACCCUAAAGAGCUUUUGCUUAUGUGGGUUAUAACUACUGAUAUUAAACCAUACUAGAAAUUAACACUGGGCGGGGGGGGAGAGAAUACACAAACACAUAUUCUAUUGUGAAAACAAUGUCAUUACACAUCACGUAACGUCUGGAAAACUACUGUGCACUCUCAGAGAAUGAGAGCGAAAAAGGCAACUAACAUCUUAAUGUUGUGAAAAUAGUCUUGAUCUCGCACAUCCCCUGAAAAUCUCAGGGACCUCAAGGACAGGGACAUUUUGAGAACCACUGCUCUAGGUGGCAAACCUAGCCUUCCUGCCCUGGCCCAUGUGUUCCUGUCGCUUGGGGCCCCUACCUACCUCCAACCCCACCUGGUACUCCUCAGCCCUCCUCUCAAUGCUGAUCGCACCGACUGCCGGGUCCUAGCGCGCUGUUCCCUUGCCUGGUCCAUCCUUGCCCUCCCUGAGCCCCCGACUAGGUCAGCCCCGUCAUUCCCCUCCAAUCGCCUAUCGUCCCUCUUGUACGGUUCACCACGGUUGUAUUUAAGUGAUUGUGCGAAUCGUUGUUCAACGCCAGUCUUCCCUCUGGGACUGUUGGCUCAAGGGCUGAAGGAGCCACUGCUGUAUCCCUCGCGUGGGCACUGGACCUGGCGCCCUCUGGAGGGCACUCCUCAAACGGCUGCUGGAUGCUGGAUGAAGAAAGCGGCGGCCCGGCUUAGAGACAGAUCUCUGAGGGACAGAACGUUCGGCCGGACUGAGGGAGGGAGCGGUUCUAAUCGUGUGCGAAUAAAGUUGUGCUGCUGUGGUUCCAA
This is a messenger RNA of Loxodonta africana (African savanna elephant), 2471 nucleotides long. RefSeq names its product TAP binding protein (gene TAPBP). Gene Ontology annotation, biological process: antigen processing and presentation of endogenous peptide antigen via MHC class I; peptide antigen assembly with MHC class I protein complex. NCBI's taxonomy places the organism in Eukaryota, Metazoa, Chordata, Mammalia, Proboscidea, Elephantidae. The transcript has 8 exons. The record is from RefSeq and is a predicted model, not a curated record. Gene Ontology annotation, cellular component: MHC class I peptide loading complex; membrane. Gene Ontology annotation, molecular function: TAP complex binding; MHC class I protein complex binding. Bases 86 to 1435 code for a protein of 449 amino acids.